AGGAGGAGGAGGAGGCGGAGGAGGAUGCUGCGCUCAAACCUCGGUGCGUUCUUGCCAGCUCGCCGGCCGGCGCGCGGCGCCCCUGACUCGGAGCCACCUUUCACUUGUAUCCGCCUGAAGGAACUAAGAAGGGAAGGGGGCUGCCGGGCCCCCCGGGUUCCGCAGGACACCAGGAGCGCUCGCGCCGGGAUCCCCAGGAGGAGCAGCAGCAGGAGGAGAGUCGAACACAGCAACUGCCCCUCGCCCGGAGCGGAACCGACCGCCCCGGCCGCCGCCUCCUGCGCUCUGCCCGACACUUCUCCCUUUUACGCGCCGAGAUCCAUGUGGCAGGAGGCAAUACGGAGGAAGCGCUACCUCCUGGACCGGCCCGGGGACAAGGGAGGUCAGCGUCGGAGGAGCGGAUCCCGGGACUGGUUGUACGAGUCGUACUACCGCAUGAGCCAGCAGCAUCCGCUCAUCGUGUUCCUGCUGCUCAUAGUGAUGGGAGCGUGCUUGGCUCUGCUCACGGUCUUCUUUGCGUCCGGACUGAACGUUGAGGACCACGUGGCCUUUGUCAUCACGGUGCCCACAGCGUUGGCCAUCUUCCUGGCUGUUUUUGUUUUGGUCUGCAUCGAAUCCAUCUUCAAGAAGCUCCUUCGGGUUUUCUCCCUCGUCAUCUGGGCCUGCCUGGUUGCCAUGGGUUACCUUUUCAUGUUUUCCGGCGGGAUCGUCUGUCCGUGGGACCAGGUGUCCUUCUUCUUAUUCAUCGUUUUCGUGGUUUACACGAUGCUGCCGUUCUCCAUGCGGGAGGCCGUCGUCGCCAGCGUGGCCACGUCCGCCUCGCACACGGCCGUGCUGAGCGUCUGCCUGGCCGCCACGGCUGAGCGAAUGGAACCGGUGGUGUGGCAGAUUUUGGCCAAUAUCAUCAUUUUCAUGUGCGGCAACAUGGCGGGGGCGUACCACAAACACCUGAUGGAGUUGGCGCUCAAGCAGACGUAUCAGGACACCUGCAACUGCAUCAAGUCUCCCAUCAAACUGGAAUUUGAAAAGAGACAGCAGGAGCGUCUGCUGCUGUCGCUGCUGCCGGCGCACAUCGCCCGAGUCAUGAAAGCCGAGAUCAUCCAGAGACUGAAAGGACCGAACUUUGGUCAGAUCGAGAACACCAACAACUUUCACAACCUCUACGUUCAGAGACACACCAAUGUCAGCAUCCUGUAUGCCGAUAUUGUCGGAUUCACCCGCCUCGCCAGCGACUGCUCGCCCGGCGAGCUGGUGCACAUGCUCAAUGAAUUGUUUGGCAAAUUUGACCAGAUCGCCAAGGAAAAUGAAUGUAUGCGGAUAAAAAUUCUUGGAGAUUGUUACUAUUGCGUGUCUGGCCUGCCGGAGUCUCUACCGAAUCACGCCAAGAACUGCGUCAAAAUGGGCCUGGACAUGUGCGAGGCCAUCAAGAAAGUGCGUGAUGCCACAGGGGUUGACAUCAAUAUGCGUGUUGGCGUGCAUUCAGGGAACGUUCUGUGCGGGGUCAUCGGACUUCAGAAAUGGCAGUAUGAUGUUUGGUCACAUGACGUCACGCUGGCCAACCACAUGGAAGCGGGAGGCGUGCCCGGGCGAGUCCACAUCACGUCGGUGACACUGGAGCACCUGAACGCGGCCUAUAAAGUGGAAGACGGGGACGGACAGGAGAGAGACCCUUACCUCAGGGAGCACGGCGUCGUCACGUAUUUGGUGGUCAACCCAAAGGUGGAGCGUCGCAGCCCGCAGCAUCACUACAGGCCCCGACACCCCCUGGACGGCGCCAAGAUGAGGGCCUCGGUCCGGAUGACCCGCUACCUGGAGUCCUGGGGCGCGGCCAAGCCGUUCGCCAACCUCCACCACAGGGACAGCAUGACCAACGAGAACGGGAAGAUCAACACGGCCGACAUGCCGACGGGGCCGUAUCACUUCCACCGAUCUGAAAGGCAAGCGGCCCGUUUUGCUCUCGUUGACUCUGGCGCCAUUAUCCAAGUCCCUCGGCGAACCAAAUCUCAGAAGAAGCGCUUCGAGGAGGAACUUAAUGAGCGGAUGAUCAGGACCUUUGAUGGCAUAAAUUCCCAAAAGCAGUGGCUCAAAUCCGAGGACAUCCAAAGAAUAUCGUUAUUCUUUCAUAAUAAAUCCUUGGAAAAGGAGUACAGAACGACAAUCUUGCCAGCCUUCAAGUACUACGUCACCUGCGCCUGUCUCAUCUUUUCCUGCAUUUUCGUCGUGCAAAUACUCGUCUUGCCAAAGACCGCAGUCUUGGGGAUGUCUUUUGGGAUCGCUUUCUUGUUCCUUUCCUUGAUUGUCUUUAUCUGUUUCAUCGGACACAUCAUGCACUGCAGCAAAAGCGCGCCCACGUGGUGGACGUGGCUGCUGACGUCGUCCGUCAUUAUUGCCAACAAGCCGUGGCCCCGGAUCGCGCUCACCUUGACAACCACGGCGCUCAUACUCACCAUGGCGGUAUUCAACAUGUUCUUUUUGGAGGACACCGCGUUGUCUCCGAUCGCCGGCUCCAAUUCGACUAACGAAACGCAGCUUUACGCAGACGGAUUGCAGCCGGCUGCGACCGCGGGCAAAAACAACUUCUACCUUCCCUAUUUAAUUUACAGCUGCAUCCUGGGCCUGAUCUCCUGCUCGGUGUUCCUGAGGAUAAACUAUGAGCUGAAAAUGAUAACCAUGUUGACAGCCGUGGUGGUUUACAACGUCAUCAUUCUCCAAACGCACGCUUCGCUCUUGGAUGAAUAUAGCCGAUUCCUGUACAAAUCUGAAAGCCUGGACAGGCCGGGCGUCCUCAAAGACCUGAAGACGAUGGGCUCCAUCUCGCUCUUCAUCUUCUUCGUCACGCUCCUCGUGCUUGCCCGGCAGAAUGAAUAUUACUGUAGGUUAGACUUUCUGUGGAAGAACAAGUUCAAGAAGGAGUGCGAGGAGAUCGAAACGAUGGAAAACCUCAACCGCGUCUUGCUGGAGAACGUCCUGCCCGCGCACGUCGCCGAGCACUUCCUGGCCCGCAACUGGAAAAAUGAGGAUCUGUACCACCAGUCUUACGACCUGGUGUGCGUCAUGUUCGCCUCCAUUCCAGACUUUAAAGAGUUUUACACGGAAUCUGACGUCAACAAAGAAGGAUUAGAGUGUCUCCGGCUUCUCAACGAGAUCAUUGCUGAUUUUGAUGAGCUAUUGUCCAAGCCUAAAUUCAGCGGUGUGGAAAAGAUCAAAACUAUUGGAAGCACUUACAUGGCCGCUACCGGUCUCAACGCCUCGCCCGGGCCAGAGUACCCGUCACAGGAACACGACAGGCAGUUCAUGCACAUCGGGACCAUGGUGGAGUUUGCGUUUGCGUUAGUGGGGAAGCUGGAUGUUAUCAACAGACACUCCUUCAAUGACUUCAAACUCAGAGUUGGUAUCAACCACGGUCCGGUGAUUGCCGGAGUCAUCGGAGCACAAAAGCCGCAGUACGAUAUCUGGGGCAACACGGUGAACGUAGCCAGCCGGAUGGACAGCACCGGCAUCCUGGGAAAAAUACAGGUGACGGAGGAGACGAGCCGCAUCCUUCUGACGCUGGGCUACAUGUGCUCCUGUCGAGGGAUCAUCAACGUCAAGGGAAAAGGAGAGCUCAAGACUUACUUUGUGCACACGGAAAUGACCCGCUCACUGUCUCAAGGGAAUAUGAUGCCGUGAGAUUUGAAUUGAAUUCAUUUUGGGGGGGACUGCAGAGCCGACACCGAUAUCAGGUUCCAGACUUUUCAGUGGUGGUAAAAAUGGGGGGGGAAAUGCAGUUUUGAGGGAAAAAAAAAAAAAAAAAGUUCUUGUUGCCUUGCCACAGCUGUAGUUUUCAUUUGUCACUGAUGUAAAGUGUAGCAUGUACUGUACAGCCAGUGAGAAAUAAAACCAUGAAAUCUGCCAUAAUUUGAUUGUUGGAUUCGGAAAGCCGAAGGGAGCGCGAAUCGAGCCAGCCGAGCGUGUUCUGCUUUGGAAACAAUCGCAAAAGUACUCCGACUCCAUUCUGGCAGGCUUCAAAGAGCUUAUUGCUGCGGCUGUUGAUCAAUCCAACCCCCCCCCCCCCCUCAAAAAAAAAAAAAACAGACUUUAUUAUUUUGGCUUUACACGUGACAAUUUGGAUUCAAUCUGAUGUGUAAUGCCAGGUUAUGUGGAGACCAGCGAGCGAGACUUGUGUUUUGCGUGGAAAAGAACUUCAGAUCAGCGUGACCAAUGACAAUGACAAGACCUGACGUGCGUUUUAAUUGAAAGAUGCAGGCCGCGACGACCUUUUAUUCAAAUCAAGGCUCGGAAACAUUACACGGUUUCAGGCGGACACGCAUAUGCGAAUAGAACUACAGCUACUUUUUUAGAAUCACGUAGCACUUGAAUGUCUGAACGAAUGAAUUAUUUUGUAAACCAUCCAUCCGUGUAGGGCCAUCUCUUCGCGUUUCACCCAUCUUGUCAAAAUUGGCUAUUUGCACAACGUUAGAAAGCAGCUUAAUGUCACGCAUUAGAAAAAGGAAACAUGCGCGUGGCGUCUGCUUGUAUCCGUGUACAGGGUAGCUAUAGAUAAGUGGUGUGUCAUGGUGCUUUUAUAAGAAAAGAAAAUAUGACUGGGGGGAAGAGGGGGUGUUUGGAUGUUUUCACGAUUCAAUUGUUAUUUUUCUUGAAAAAAAAUAAUAAAAACUAAAAAAGGUCAUUCUAUUUCCGUGUAUUUUCAGUCCCGGUGUUCUUACUUGAAAGCGGACGAGGUUUAAUGUCGCUUCAGCGUGAUGUAAGAUCAGCUCGUGUUACAAAACAAAACCAAGAAUCGUCCGAAUGAGCUGAUCAUCUUUUGAAAAUGUGUUUACGCAGAUCGCAGUGUUGUGGCACUAAUUCUCCUUGGAGCGUUCAAGGCGCUCCGUUGUGCCGC
Molecule: messenger RNA, 4882 nt
Organism: Syngnathoides biaculeatus (alligator pipefish)
Lineage: Eukaryota; Metazoa; Chordata; Actinopteri; Syngnathiformes; Syngnathidae
Gene: adcy2a
Product: adenylate cyclase 2a
Exons: 25
Coding region: 25-3669 (1214 amino acids)
Biological process (GO): cAMP biosynthetic process; adenylate cyclase-inhibiting G protein-coupled receptor signaling pathway; intracellular signal transduction
Cellular component (GO): plasma membrane
Molecular function (GO): adenylate cyclase activity
Source: RefSeq, a predicted model, not a curated record